This is a messenger RNA of Drosophila subpulchrella, 445 nucleotides long. Its product is annotated as larval cuticle protein 2. Gene Ontology annotation, molecular function: structural constituent of chitin-based larval cuticle. Gene Ontology annotation, cellular component: chitin-based extracellular matrix. Lineage: Eukaryota; Metazoa; Arthropoda; Insecta; Diptera; Drosophilidae. The record is from RefSeq and is a predicted model, not a curated record. The transcript has 2 exons. Bases 27 to 407 code for a protein of 126 amino acids.
UCUCGACCAGACAGAAAUCAGCCAAAAUGUUCAAGUUUGUGAUGAUCCUCGCCGUUGUGGGAGUGGCUACCGCCCUGGCCCCAGUUUCCCGUUCCGAGGACGCCCACGCCGAUGUCGUCUCCCGAUCGGACGAUGUCCGUGCCGAUGGAUUCGACACCAGUCUGCAGACCUCCAACGGAAUCGUGCAGGCCGCCAGCGGAGAUGUCCAUGGCAACAUCCACGGCAACUACGGAUGGAUCUCCCCCGAGGGCGAGCACGUCGACAUCAAGUACGUCGCCGAUGAGAACGGAUACCAGCCCUCGGGAGCCUGGAUCCCCACUCCUCCUCCAAUCCCAGAGGCCAUUGCCCGCGCCCUCGCCUGGCUGCAGUCCCACCCCCCAGCCCCCGAGCAUCCUCGUCAUCACUAAGGCCCGUCGCCCUGAACCCGGACCGCUCCACGGACUGU